AUGGCCACCGCUGCUGCUUCUUCUUCUAUAAUAGAAUCUACAGCCGUCCAAUUGCGCAGAAUUAGGGUUCUUAAGGAGAGAAUACACCAUCAUCCUCCACCGUCAUCUUCGUCGUCUAAUGUUGGUCCUGUUGUAUAUUGGAUGUUUAGAGAUCAGCGAUUGAGAGAUAACUGGGCGUUGAUUCAUGCCGUUGAUCAGGCAAACAGGCUCAAUGUCCCUGUUGCGGUUGCAUUUAAUUUGUUCGAUGGCUUCUUAGAUGCAAAAGCUCGUCAAUUAGGGUUUAUGCUAAGAGGAUUACAGCAACUACAUCACGAAUUCGAAGAAACUCUUCAAAUACCUUUCUUCUUGUUUCAGGGAGAAGCCACAGAGACUAUUCCCAGUUUUCUAAAAGAAUGUGGAGCUUCGCUUUUAGUUACCGAUUUUUCACCUCUAAGGCAAGUUCGGGGAUGGAAGGAGGAAAUAAGCAAGCGGGUAUCUGAUUCUGUAUCGAUUCAUGAAGUUGAUGCCCAUAAUGUAGUACCCAUAUGGGUGGCAUCAGAUAAGUUAGAAUAUGGUGCUCGAACCAUUCGAAGAAAGAUCAAUAGACUGCUUCCUGACUAUUUGAUCGACUUUCCAACAUUAAAGCCUCAGAGUAGGAAAUGGCCCUCCACAAAUAGAUUUAUUGAUUGGAAGAUGCUUAUUGAAAAUGUAGUAAGGAAAGGAGCUGAAGUCCCUGAGAUUGAGUGGUGUGAACCAGGAGAAGUUGCUGCAUUAGAAACAUUGAUGGGGAAUAACAAGGGUUUCUUAACAACUAGAAUUAAGAACUACUCAGCUGAUCGCAAUAACCCGUUGAAACCUGAAGGGCUUUCUGGUCUUUCUCCAUAUUUGCAUUUUGGGCAGAUAUCGGCCCAGCGUUGUGCCCUGGAAGCGUGUAAAGUACGCAAAGUUAAUCCUCAGGCAGUUGAUGCAUUCUUAGAGGAAUUGAUCGUGCGCAGGGAAUUAGCCGACAACUUCUGCUAUUAUCAGGUUCAUUAUGAUUCUUUACAGGGUGCAUGGGACUGGGCUCGUAAAACGCUUAUGGACCAUGCCUCAGACAAACGUGAACAUUUAUACACGAAGGAGCAGCUGGAGAAGGCACAAACUGCAGAUCCUCUUUGGAAUGCUUCUCAGUUGGAGAUGGUUCAUCAUGGAAAGAUGCAUGGUUUUAUGCGAAUGUAUUGGGCGAAAAAGAUCCUGGAAUGGACGAGUAGCCCAGAAGAAGCUCUAGAAAUAGCAAUCAAUUUGAAUGACAAGUAUCAUAUUGAUGGGAGAGAUCCAAAUGGAUACGUUGGUUGUAUGUGGUCGAUUUGUGGUGUACACGACCAGGGUUGGCAAGAGCGAGCGGUCUUUGGGAAGAUACGAUACAUGAACUAUGCAGGUUGCAAGAGGAAAUUUAACGUUGAUGGAUACAUAGCAUACGUGAAGAGGUUGGUAGGAGAUAUCAAGAAACGAAAAGGGCAAGCAUUGCUUAAUAACAAAGCCAAACAACUAACCAAUAUUCAACGGUUGCAUACGAAAGCUAACUAGGUUCUCACUUUCGACCUCCUACUCAUACUACUAUAAAAAUUUAGAUAUAUGUACUCAAACUAUAUUUUUGAUCGAUAACUCAUAAGCACAAAUACAAAUAUUGUAAUUUUGCCAUGUACUACCUAUUUUACCCGUUAUAGGAGGUAGACAUCUAAGUAUGUAAGUGAACACGUAGACGGUAGACGUAGUAGGUAAGGAGGUAGACAUCUUUACAUAAUGUAACGGAACGGGUUUUUAUGGACAAUGAAA
This is a messenger RNA of Cynara cardunculus var. scolymus (artichoke), 1794 nucleotides long. RefSeq names its product deoxyribodipyrimidine photo-lyase. Lineage: Eukaryota; Viridiplantae; Streptophyta; Magnoliopsida; Asterales; Asteraceae. The transcript has 9 exons. The coding region runs from base 1 to 1545 and encodes 514 amino acids. Gene Ontology annotation, biological process: photoreactive repair. The record is from RefSeq and is a predicted model, not a curated record. Gene Ontology annotation, molecular function: deoxyribodipyrimidine photo-lyase activity.